GAGGUUUUGCACCCGUCGCCGAUCUCCCAGCCCACCUUGCCGCACCAGCACGAGCCUUGGCAAUACCCAGGGGCAAUACUAGUAGAUGCCAGAUUCAGUCAUGGUUUCUACAAGAUUACAAGGCUGGUACGGCGCGUUGACCACAAUGGCAAUCUGAACAGCGCGAAGAUCGCUUUGGGGCUGCUGUCUUCGGUGUCAACCAGCCCACUGGGAUUAUCUCAAGAUUCCCCAGCACACCUCCACUUCUUCUGCAGAGACGGACUCUCGGGACUCUGGCCACCCAAACCAAGGCCCCAGCGCUGGCCAGGGGCACUCGGCUAGGUUACCCGUGCCGUUAGGGCACGGAUCCCACAUAACAAGUCAUCAUACCGCCAAGGCGCCUGGGAGUUCGCGAUCCGACCUUCUCCGUCAACCAAGCGUGCCACCAUCUCCUUUUCUUCAGCCUUGCCACCACCAAGAUACUACAUCAACAGCCACAUCAAGGUCGCAAGCAUAGAAAAUGAACGUCAACUUCAACCGUUCGUUACGAUGCGUGGACCCACUUGAAGUCGAGAAGGUACCGUGUACCAAGUGUACAGCCCACGGACAAGGCUCAAACGGCGCGGGAGCUUACGCCUCUGAUGCGCGCCAUUGCUGUGAUCGCGUUCGGUUGCCUAUUCAUAGCCCACUCCUAUAUAUAAUCGCUGCCACCCAGAAAGGCCAGAUUCGAUUUUGAAAGAGCAUGUUGCGGCCGCUUCUCUUCGCGUGCGUCGUGGCGCGCGCGGUGGGCUUGACAGGCAUUUGCUACGACUCGUACCUGGCAACCUCGCAGGUCGCGUCCGACUUUCGCGUGAUCCGCACCAAGUUUGACGCGGUCCGCACCUACCAAACGAACGUCGGCGGCUUGAACCUCAUUGCAGAAGCCGCCGCCGCCAACCUCAAGGUGGCCGCUGGCGUUUGGAUCCGAGAUCCAUCCAUUUAUGUCGACGACGUGGCAGCACUUGUCGCCGGCAUCAAGGCCCACCCCGACACGGUCCUCGCCGUCUACGUCGGCAACGAAGAGCUUAUGCAUGGCUGGAGCGCCAGCCAAGUGAUUGCCGAAGUCCAGGCGGUGCGCGGCGCGCUUGUCGCGAACGGCAUCACGUCCGUCCCCGUCGGGUCGGUGCAGACGGACGGUGACUUUCUGAACAACCCGGAGCUCGCGGCGGUUUGUGAUGUUGUCGGCGUCAACAUCUACCCGUUCUUUGGGUCGUCGCCGCUUGCGGUGCUCUUCCCGAUCCAGGACCUAUCGACGCGCUACAACGCGGUCGUGGCAGCGUACGGGAAGAACAGAGUCAAGCUCACCGAGACGGGGUGGCCAACGUCCGGUGUCUCGUACGGCACGCCCGUCAUUAGCUUUGCGACCGCCCAAAACUACUACAACAGCUACAUGUCGUGGACGGCGACGUCGGGCGCCGACUGUCCGUUCUACUUUCAAUUCCAAGACGUCACAGCGAAACAAGGCUUUGAAGCGCACUUUGGCUUGUCGGUCGACGGUGUUAGCUGGAAGUUUACACCGCCGACGCCGGCCCCAACGCCCGCACCAACGCCCGCACCAACGCCCGCACCGACAUCGGCACCAACACCGGCUCCGACACCGGCACCGACAACGAAAACGCCGGCACCGACCACGGUCGCCCCCACUACGACCACGACCAAGCCGGCGUUGUCGACGAGCAAUGACACUUUUGUCCCGGAGAAAGGACACUUUGUGUCAGACGAUGGCAACAACACCGACAGUAAUGCUACAGUCGUGGUGACGCCAGCACCGACGCCGGCACCGACGCCGGUAGCCAUCGACAAGCGUGAGGACGAUGCCACAUCCGGCACCCACGUGGCUGAAACUGCAUCGGGCUCGGCGUCGUCGCCGACAACCAGCAUCACCGUCAGCGUCCUCAGCGUCGUCGCCGUGCUCGCACUUGUCGCGGCCGUGUACCACCACUACCGCAAGUCGGACGCGAUCAAGCCCAACACGCUCCUGCCCGGCCGACGCAGCACACUUACGAUCACGCACGACGCGAUCGCCAUCUUGUAGGAUACUAGCACUGCCAUUUUGGGGCAUCCGGUCCAGUCCGAAGACGCCGCAUCUGCAGAGAACCCACGGCGUGAUCGAACCUCGGACGACGUUAGUAGCUAAGCUUUAUACUUGUCCUGGCGCCACCGCUAUUCUUCGGCCAUCGCCAAAGCUACAUGUCGCGUUUGCCUUGAACUUCAACGUGUAAGGUACUUGGCGGUGCGAAUUACGUCGCGAUUUCGCCGCAUGCGCCGUCCUAUGCGCCAAUGAUAUGAGCGGAAAGCAGAUGUUGAGGUGCAAUUCGCUUACAUCGUCGCCGG
This is a messenger RNA of Saprolegnia diclina VS20, 2352 nucleotides long. RefSeq lists its product as hypothetical. Bases 722 to 2053 code for a protein of 443 amino acids. The transcript has a single exon. The record is from RefSeq and is a predicted model, not a curated record. Lineage: Eukaryota; Oomycota; Saprolegniomycetes; Saprolegniales; Saprolegniaceae.